CCCUAAUGGAAAUUCGCAAAUAAAACUAGAAUGCAUUCAUAGGAUCUCACUAGCUCGUGCUUGGCUCUUACCCACCUCCUUGCUUGUUCUUCCCACUAUGAUUCAUUUACUCCCAUUGGAAAUGACAGGAUCUGAUCUAUCUUGGGGUAGUUAUAAAAAUAUUUGGUAUUUUAUGGAACCAUACCAACGGUGUCAAAUAUUUUUGUUUUCAUCUGUUGCAAUGCCCCGGGUAUGGAGCUCAUCAUGUUCAGAGGGUUGGCUGUAGGUGGAGUUACGGUCAAAUAUUUGGUGGUCCUGCUCCUCUUCGAAUUGGCGUCUAUCUUCUCAAAGAGCCGAGGGGUGAAUGAGAAUGGUACACACUAGGCUAUGUGUCAGGCGUUUUACACAGAACAGAAGAAAGUGUAACCCAGUUUGGAUGAUCUAUUCCUUUUUGGAUAAAUGCGGAGACGCGGUGCGCCCUCGUUGAAUGGGAGGGAGGCUGCCUUUGCGCACCAAAUGAAGUCAUGAACGGCAGAACGCUGAAGUCAUCGCCUGCACUUGCAGCUGUAAUCUCUGUGCACCGAUCGACCGAUGUACACACACAGAUGAGGGGUUCUCACCGUCUUGGGAAGUGGGUCAUGGAAUAAUCGGUUCACCUAUUUCUUUGUAAGGCUAUAUGUGAAAGCUUGGGUUUGAGAGUUAAUUUGUCUGUUAAAUUGGUAUGCUACUGUCGCCUGAUAAAAACGUUUGACGUGUUGAGGUUCGUUUUGGGACACAGAUAGUGACAACAUUUAUUGUAAGAAUAGGCUAUAGCCUACAUUUCCAUUUUGCGUGAUGCAGAUCAAAUGUGUGCUGUCAAGUUUGUGUGGUAGCCUACAGUUUUCAAUAGACCUAAAUCAAGAUUGAAACAUUAGAAAGAUGUGCUCGUUUUGGAAAUGUAUCAAAGUACGGAAUAAAACAUACUGUAAAACAUGCUGCUCUGAGAAAUUGGACGUUGUUGUCAUUCAUGGUGUAGCGGAGAACGAAGCCAUUUGAGACAUGGAUAAGUUUCUGCAGAUCGCGCCUCACUCUCUGGGCAUAGUCCUGUCUCGGGUUGGCGCCGAGGAGUCGCCCGCGGUAACCGACAAGCUCCAGCAACAUCACACGGGCUACGAGAUAUUUGCCGAUUUCAAAGCCGUCAACAUGCAGCACUUCUGGAAUAAGAAAGUGACCGAUGCGAUAUCGGAGACUUUCUUCCUAGGCUGGAUUGACCAGGAUGUCCUGCUAAUCCAAGGGAAGGAACACCACCUCGAGGAGCUCAGAGAGGGAUGGACCAGGCGGGCUCUCAAACCGCCCGGAGGGUUCGAGAUCAAGUGCAUCGGCUUCUAACAGAGGGGCUACGAGAAGUGUCCUAUGCAGGAAGGAAAGUCAAGUGUCUGUUCAGGAAAGGAACCAUGCUAAACACUGAAGUAUUCUCCCCGGUGGAAGGAAGAGGAGGGGCCUGGAAGAGAGAAUUGGGGGAAACGAUAGACAGAAAUUAUUCUGGCAGCAUAUCCCUAGUGGUAACAGGAAUGACUCUGGCUGUAUUUCCAAAAGGAUGACAGGAAUUAGUCUGACAGAUUUUCCCAAGAGGUGGGUUGGGGCACAACUGAUGUGUUGAGUGGAAUUCCUCACUAGGGUUGCAACUUAAGACUGGGUACCGUCCAGAAACAUGCUUAAUUAUUUUUAUUUUUUAUUUAACCAGGUAGGCUAGUUGAGAACAAGUUGUCAUUUACAACUGCGACCUGGCCAAGAUAAAGCAAAGCAGUUCGACACAUACAACAAUGCAGAUUAC
Oncorhynchus gorbuscha (pink salmon) is the source of this 1792-nucleotide messenger RNA. Its product is annotated as storkhead-box protein 1-like. Gene Ontology annotation, cellular component: nucleus; cytoplasm. Gene Ontology annotation, molecular function: RNA polymerase II transcription regulatory region sequence-specific DNA binding; DNA-binding transcription activator activity, RNA polymerase II-specific. Gene Ontology annotation, biological process: positive regulation of transcription by RNA polymerase II. The transcript has 2 exons. Lineage: Eukaryota; Metazoa; Chordata; Actinopteri; Salmoniformes; Salmonidae. Bases 1018 to 1347 code for a protein of 109 amino acids. The record is from RefSeq and is a predicted model, not a curated record.